AUGAUAAAGUCAGAAUCAGUAACCGAUAUGACAACUAACGGCGCGACUGAUGCCGACGAGAAAGUGACUGAAAACGUUAAGGAUGGUGUAAUCGACUUGGAGGAGCAACCUGGAGCUGACGUGGACGGAAAGGCUGACGUGGACAAUGCGGAUAAGAACGACGAAUUUGAUCUCGAGGGUGAACCUGAGGAUGUGGACGGGUCGCCGGGGAAUGCAGAGGACGCGAGUGUACCGGGAAACACGGCGGAGGAUGCGGAUCAAGAGAUGGUAAAUGUCGACACCGAUGGUCCCGACGCGCAGAUUCCAGGGUACGCGAUUCGUUACGAAAACGUUCGCCGGUCUUUCGCGGACCUGCAGGCGAAAUCGGCGAUGCUCGCGAGCUGCAUCGCGCAGUGGAAAGAGCUGGACGAGUUUUUCGCCGCGAGCGAGGAGAGGCUCCGAAAGCGGGAGCAGGACGUGAGCGAGCGAGAGCGAGCCUUAGAGGAGAAGACGCGAUCCGUUACAAUGCAACUCGAUAAGCGAGAGAGUGCGAUCUCGUCUCGCGAAUCUGCGUCGAUGCAGCGAGUGCAGGAACAGCGGGAUGCAGCUUUUGCUGCUCUUGCGGAGGAGAGGAAGAAAUGGCAGGAGGAGAAGGAGAAGAGCCGCGAGAAGGACAAGGCGUCGAGUGGGAAGGGUAAGGAAGGGAGUGAUAAGGCGAGGCGUGAGAGCGAGAGGAAGGAGAGUAGCGACAAGGGCAGGAAAGAGACUGAUAGGAAGGAAGUGGGUGAGGAGGAUAAGAAGGAGAAGGAGAAGGAGAAGGAGAAGGAGAAGGUAUCGGAAGAGGUGAAAAAGGAGGAGGAGAAGGUGAAGGAAGAGGCCCGAUCUGAAGGGGACAAGGAUAAGGCAUCGGGCUCAGCCCGUGCUGCACGCGCGGCCAGCGAAGACAAGCCGACUGGAAAGCAAGCUGGCACCGAGGCUGCUCCUAGCGAGCCCGCCAGUAAGAAAGCGGCUACAGCCGCUGUUACAGCCGAGACCGCUACUACUCCCUCCAAGGACGGCAAGUCUGACAAGAUCCCGAAAUCCGGGAACGACUCGGGGGAGGCGGCGGUGCGCGUGAGCGCGGAGCUGCGUGCGCUGUGCGCGGGGAUGGACGCGGAGGGCCUGAAGCGCUACGUGAUGCAGAACCGCCGCGACAUUAGCCGCGUGCGCGCGGAGCUUCCGCACGCGCUCCCCCUCGCGCUCGACCCCUGCCGCCUCGUCCUCUCCUGCCUGGACUCCUACAAACCCAAGGCCGUCGAAGCACCCGCGGCCGGCGCGGCCGGCAAGGAUAAGCGGCGCGAGCCCGUCGAGCCGACCCACGUGCGCGCCGUUUCCCUCCUGGUGGAAACCCUAGGGCAGGUUUUGGCCAAGCAGGCCAAGGCGGAGGGGGUUUCCGUCCCCGUUAUUGCGCCCUCGAUACAGGAGAAGGCGCGGGGGAUUCUGGAGGGGUGGGUGCGGAGCGGGGGGCCGUUGAGCAAGGCGGAGGAAGCUUCGUCGCUGGACGCGUGGCUGGUGCUGCAGGUGGCGGCGGUUUUUGGCGUGACGCGGCAGGUGGGGGGAGACGAAGACGCGCUGCUAGGGUUUGUGGCGGCGUCCGCGCGGCGAAAGCAGACGGCCGACAUGGUGAAGGCCAUGGGGCUCGUGGACAAGAUGCCAGCCGUGGUUGAGCGGCUGGUGAAGGAGGGGCGCGAGGUGGACGCCAUCUACCUGGCGCAUGGCGUUGACCUGCUUGACCAGGUUGACCCCGUUGACCUGCUCAAACGCAACCUGCGGGAGAUCCGCACGCUGGUCUCCGCCAUGACUAAGAAGGACAAGUCGCUGCAGGCCGAGAACGAAGCCACGUCAAGGGAGAUCAGCAUGGUGCGGGCCAUCAUCCGCUGUGUGGACGACUGCGGUCUCAAGACCCUAUUUUCAACGGACAACCUCACCAAGCGCAUUGAGCAGCUCGAGAAGAACCGCCAGCUGCGCAAGCAGCAGGCACAGGUCGCCAAGCGCGCCGCGCACGAGACGCGCGUGCAGCAGGCCAUGGCGGCGAAACGGCAGCGCCUUGCCACUAGCACUGGCCCCAUGGGAGGCUUUGGUGGUGGUGGCAGCGGUGCUGUGAUCGGCUCUGGUUCGAAUGCUGUCGCUGUGGCGAAUCUGCGGGGGCAAGGGCAAGCAGCGUAUUCUCUUGGAGGGGCAGGUAUGGCUGGGGGAGGUGCCAUCUAUGCGACAGCUAGUGGGGGGCCAGGCAGCCUGGGGCAGGAGGUGGUGUAUGGGGUUGGACCCAUGGGGUCAGGUCUCACCUCCCCAGGUGCAGGGGCAGGGCUAGGGGGAGGGCUGUAUGCUGCAGGGGGAGUGGGGGGUUUGGGCAGUGGUUUGGGGGGGACGGUAACGUAUGUGACUGAUGCGGGGACUGGACCGCAGGUGCUGGUGCAGAGGGGGAUCGAGACGACCUUCUCAAGUAUGGCGGGUUACGUGACUCUCCGCGGUUCAGACGAUCCGCAAGAUGAGGGACUGCUGGGCGGCACCAGCAGCCACACGGGCGAAGACUGGAAGGCGCGUCUCGCCACGAUGGGGAAGAAAAUGGGGGAAUCGAUGACCGCCGUUGGCGGGAAACUGACGGAAUCAAUGACGGAAAUCGGCGACAAGAUGAAAAACAUCUUCCACACGCCGACGCUCGCGGAGCGCCUGGUGGAAGAAGCAACCGACGAGAUCUUAAUCUCCCCUGACUGGGGUCGAAAUCUCUUAAUCUGCGACCUCGUUAACUCAGGAAAGCUCCCGGGUGGUGAGACGGUGCGCGCGAUUAAGAAGCAGCUCGGGUCGCGAAACUCGCACGUGCAGAUGCUGGCGCUGGCUUUGCUGGAGAUGGCCGUUAAGAACUGCUCGUCGCUGUUUUCCGACGUGGCGAACGAGCGCGUGCUGGACGACAUGGUGCGCAUCGCGGACGAGCCGCACAGCGCGGCGCAGCUGCGCGAGAAGGUGCUCAAGAUGAUCGAAGCGUGGGGGGAGGCAACCGAGGAGCUGCGGUACCUGCCCGUGUUUGAAGAAACGUACAAGAGCCUCAAGAUGCGAGGAGUGGUAUUCCCGCCUCGUGACGCCGAGUCCCUCGCGCCCAUCUUCACGCCGCCCGCCAGUGUGCCGCCCGCCGCCGUGCAAGCCGCCCACGCGCUGCUGGAGUCGGUGGAGGGGCAGAUGGCCAAUGAGGUGGCGCCACCUGGCGUGUCGAUGGUCCCAAGGCCGGAGGGAGGGCACAUGGUGGUGUUUGACAGCAAGGAGAUCUUUGAGAUCUCGAGGAACAGCGUUGAGCUGCUGGGAACUGUGCUGUCGUCUGCCCCGCCCGAACAAGUGCUCACUGACGAGGUGGUGCCAGCGCUGGCAGCACAAUGCCGGGCGGCCAAGAGCAGUCUGCUGCGGCUGAUCGAGCACGAGAACAGCAACUCAGAGGCCCCCAGCGAGACACUGCUGUUCGAGGCACUCAGCCUGAACGACGACAUUGACAAAGUACUUGAAAAGCUGGCUGAGCUGCGCAAACAGGCCUCUGCUGCUGCUGCUGCUGGGGCAGGAGCAGUAACGGGAGCAGCAGCGGGAGUGGGAGCAGGAGUUGGAGAUGCAGCAGUGGCGGCAGCGGAGCAACCAGCAGGUGCAGCUGCGACGGCGGUGCCGCCGGUUGUGCCUCCCCCAGCUGCUGCCUUCCUGACGAUGGAUGAGGAGGAGGAGGGUGGGGCGGGCGGGCUGGUGAGGAACCGGGGAGGGGGGAAUAGGAGAGCGGGGAUGAGCGAGGAGGAGAGGGAGUUGGCUGAGCUGGAUGAAAUGGUGUUUGGGCGCAAGGAGGGAGGAGGAGGGGCAGGGAGUGGUGCGGGUGCGACUGGUGCGGGUGGUGGGAGUACACAGAGUGGAGCGGGCAAGAAAGAAGAGGACGAUUUGAUUGUGUUUUGA
Molecule: messenger RNA, 3936 nt
Organism: Closterium sp. Yama58-4
Lineage: Eukaryota; Viridiplantae; Streptophyta; Zygnematophyceae; Desmidiales; Closteriaceae
Source: the annotation of a GenBank genome assembly